AAAUGCGGUUGCACAGUACAGUACACAGCCGCAAGUGGCGAGGGGGUAGUGGAUGAGUUGUAGUGUUGUAUUAAGUGACCAGAACAUACUACUCCUAACGUUUGAGUGAAAAUGUCGUCAGUCAGCGAAGAACUUAAAAGCCUUGUAGUACAGUUAUACGAAAUUGAUGCUUUAAAAUUUGGGGAUUACAAGAUGAAAGUGGGAAUUAAUUCCCCAGUGUACUUUGAUCUGAGAGUAAUUGUGUCACAUCCUUCCCUGAUGAGCGUACUGUCAAAACUUCUCUGGAACUUUGCACAAAAUCGUGCAAAAUGUAACCAUAUUUGUGGCGUUCCAUAUACAGCUUUACCUAUAGCAUCUCUCAUAUCUGUGAAUGCAAACAUACCAAUGCUUAUACGAAGGAAAGAGACCAAAAGCUAUGGCACCAGAAAACUGAUUGAAGGAAAAUUUAAGAAAGGUGACACAUGCAUAAUUAUCGAGGAUGUGGUUACCUCUGGCUCGAGCAUCUUGGAUACCUAUAGGGAUUUGACACAAGAGGGCCUUGUUGUCACAGAAGCAGUCGUUGUUGUUGAUAGAGAGCAAGGCGGUACACAAAAUGUUGCUCAGUAUGGAAUACAAAUGAGUAGUCUAUGCACUCUUUCACAGAUUAUGGAUAUUUUACAUGAAGCUGGAAAAGUGGAUCUGUCUGUUGUGGACAGUGUAAGGAAAUACAUAUCAGCAAGUCAGAUUCCUCUGAUCAAUUACAUCAAUACUACAGUUGCACCUGCAGAUGAGCAAUCAAACCGCCUAACGAUGUCAUUUGCACAACGUGCUUCCUAUGCUGGCAAUUCUGUAGCUGCAGAACUUUUUGCUGUAAUGACGAAGAAGAAGAGCAACUUAUGCUUAGCUGCAGAUAUGCCAAAAACUGCAGACUUGUUAACUUUGGCCAGAGCUGUAGCUGAACACAUAUGUCUCUUGAAAAUACACUGUGAUAUUAUUGAAGAUUUUAGCAAGAGUUUUGUACAGGAAUUAACAACACUUGCUAAAGAGCAUAGUUUCCUCAUUUUGGAGGACAGAAAAUUUGCUGACAUAGGUCACAUAAGUACCUUGCAGUAUUCCACUGGAACUCAUCACAUAGUAUCCUGGGCUGAUGCAGUGACAGCCCAUGCACUACCGGGUGAUGGAAUACUAAAUGGUCUCAAAUCUCAGAUUGGUGGACGCAAAAGGGGAUGUUUUGUAGUUGUGGAAAUGAGUUCUGAAGGAAAUCUAGCUUCCCAGCAGUAUAUAUCUGAUGCAUUGGAUAUGUGUUUGAAACACGAAGAUUUUGUAUGUGGAAUAGUUUGUCAGAGUCCCCGCCUGCUGCAGUCACCAGGCAUCGUUCAGUUGUCACCUGGUGUCAGUCUAAGCCAAAGAAAAACAACAGACGGCCUUGGGCAGCAAUAUACAACACCAGAAGAUAUUGUAUUGGUAAGAGGUGCAGAUGUAGUCGUGGCUGGGAGAGCUAUAUCAGCCAGUGAUGACCCAGUGGCCUCUGCAUCUGAAAUACGUUCACGCCUGUGGAAUGCAUAUGAACAGCGCAUAAAAAUAAGUGACCAAACUGAAUAAAUGAGAUAAUGGAACACUCAGUGUUAUCAAUCAUCAAUGUUUUGUAAAAACCUUAAGUAUUAUUUGAAGUAUAUUCUAUUCCCACCUCAGAAUUAAUUAUAUUCUGUUAUUUUCAAAUAGUUCACCCUCAUUGGAUUUAAGAUUUUGUAAUGAUUAAUAAUUGAAUAAUUCACCCAUUGGAUCCAUAGUCAAUAAUUUGAAAAGCAGCAGUUGUGCCAUGAGAUGAAUCUUGCUCCUCUUAUUUUUUAAUCAGAUCUGUUAAGAAAACACCUGUUAGGUCUCAAGUCUGUUUUAUAGUUUUGUCUAUGUAUAAACAUAAAUACUGUGGUGAUAAAAAAUCUAAAAUUUCUGUAUAUUAAUGUUUUGCUUUGGAAAAAGGGUGAUGCGUAUAUAUUGCUGUUAUUGUAGGUAUAAUUACUUGAACAGUUAAUAACCACUCUCAAUGCUUUCGAAUUAGAUUUCUUCACCAUUACCUUCACUUGGUCUUCCUCUCUUCCAUUCCACUCUUCUCCCCUCUUUCAUCAAAUUCCUGUUAGGUCUAUACCCUAUAAAUAGCUAUAGCUAGAUUGCUUUGUUCUGGCAGACCGACUUUCAAACAUUGUUGGUAACAUAGCACAGAAUUCCUAACAUUAAAUUCUGAAAGGUAAGGUUGCUGUCAACUGUAGGUUUGAACACCACAGUAUUUUCUUACUGAAGGCUGAAGUGGUAUCUCCAUUUCUCUCAUGUGUCAUAAUAUGUGUAUGCAGUUUCUUAGUCAUGUAAAAACUGAGUACUACUGAAUCACAUGGUUUCAGAAAGAAUUGUACCAGGGCCAUUCUUUUGGACACAAUUUUGUGGGGCCACCUUCUCUGUAUAUUGCAAUACUUUUUAUUUAUAUUUUUUCAUUGUGAAGUCCACAGUGUCAUUUUGUAUCUGUACUACACAUAAAUUCACGAGUAUUUGUAUUCUCACCUCAGAAUUAAUUAUAAGCUGUUAAUAUUCAAAUAGCGUAUUGUCAUUGGGCUGUAGAUUUUUAAUGAUUACCAAUUGAAUAUUUCACCCACUAGAAAUAUUUGUUGUUUUUCAUAUUCAUAUGAAGUGAUUAACUUAUUUUGGCUGGCAAUCGUGUAAAGCUCAUCUUUUGCCACAAGAAUCUCAUUAUAAUCAAAUAUCUGAUUCGAACAUGACCAUUAUAUAUCCCAGUAGAUAAAAUAUUUAUUUUCUCAUAUGAAUGUUGUAUCUGUGUUACAAAAAUAUUGUAUGAAAAGGAUAGUUGCUACCAGCCAUAUAGCAGACAUACUGAGUCGCAGAUAGGCACAACAAAAAUACUGUCAGAAAGUGAGCUUUCGGCCAACAAGGCCUUCGUCAGAAAUAGACAACACAAGCAAAUGCGCUUGGCUCCCUCCC
This is a messenger RNA of Schistocerca piceifrons (Central American locust), 2967 nucleotides long. It is a transcript of the gene r-l, whose product is annotated as uridine 5'-monophosphate synthase. Gene Ontology annotation, molecular function: orotidine-5'-phosphate decarboxylase activity; orotate phosphoribosyltransferase activity. The record is from RefSeq and is a predicted model, not a curated record. Gene Ontology annotation, biological process: 'de novo' pyrimidine nucleobase biosynthetic process; 'de novo' UMP biosynthetic process. The transcript is spliced from 7 exons. Bases 112 to 1581 code for a protein of 489 amino acids. NCBI's taxonomy places the organism in Eukaryota, Metazoa, Arthropoda, Insecta, Orthoptera, Acrididae.